Molecule: messenger RNA, 999 nt
Organism: Fusarium musae
Lineage: Eukaryota; Fungi; Ascomycota; Sordariomycetes; Hypocreales; Nectriaceae
Exons: 3
Coding region: 1-999 (332 amino acids)
Molecular function (GO): acyltransferase activity
Source: RefSeq, a predicted model, not a curated record
AUGAGUGACAUUGCGAUUAUUGGGUAUUCUUUCAAGCUUCCCCAGGAUGUCAACGAUGACACAAGCUUCUGGGCUGUUCUCCAAAACCGCCGAAACUUGGCGUCUGACUGGCCUGGGGAUCGUGUCAAGGUUGACUCGUGCAUAAACGCUAGAAAACCAGCCCUUGGAUCCACUAUCCCAGUCGAUGCUGGUAUUCUUCUUCAGGUCGCUAUUGUUGACGCCAUAUCGAAUCUCUGCGCCUAUGAGGCAUCGCUUGAUGAACAACUGGACCGUGGAGAUGGCCUGUUUCAUUCUCGUCGUCUGGAAGGCAGCUCCCAUUUAUGCUCAAAGAGGCCGUCUGCGUCUGUGACAGAAAGCUUUUCAACUGUACAAUACGCCACAGAGUAUAAGCAGAUGCUGGACUGGGGAGCAGAGGAGAGCCCACAGUUGGAGCCGAGGAUAUACACAACAGAGACAUUCUUCAAUGCCCUGGGGCAGAGUAUCCGUGUUGUUGCCGCGGGAGGUGGCUCUCUCAAACGAUCCUUUGAUCUCGCUGGGCGAUUGGCGAAGGUUGAAGCCUACGCGUCUGUCAGUAGUGUUGUUGCCACAGCCUCUAUCGACCAUGUCACAUACGAGCCCGACGAUCAAGUGGGCUCGGUUCUCUACGGCAACGGAGCAUUGGUUAAAAAUACCUAUGGUAUAUCUGAUCACAGACUACUGAAAAGUCGCAACACUAGCACUGAGGAGGGUCGUGUGCUGCAGGACAUCUCAUCCUGGUACGACUGCAUGGGCCGACUAGUUCGAAGGGAAGAUAAGGCACAACAGACUCUCUUCUUUGACAAUUGUCGUAUCAGUCCUACUGAAGACUUUACCUACGACUCUCUCGGCCAGUUGGUUGAGUCCCGGGGUCGUGAGUUGACAAAUCUCCUGACGGUCCUGGGAGAACCAGUCCACCAGAUCCUCACCUACGUCGCUCUACCAAUUUUUCAGGAGACGGGAAACAAAUGGCACCGUAUGUAG